Molecule: messenger RNA, 936 nt
Organism: Aureococcus anophagefferens
Lineage: Eukaryota; Pelagophyceae; Pelagomonadales; Pelagomonadaceae
Exons: 1
Coding region: 1-936 (311 amino acids)
Source: RefSeq, a predicted model, not a curated record
AUGAUCGCGGCGGGCGCGGGCAUCCGCACGGCCGCGGCCUUGUCGGGCAUGGCCCAGGAGCACGCGCGCGACAUGUUCGAGGACGACGCCGCCGUGGGCAUCGCGGAAGCGGGUAGCAUCCUCGGCCAGAUCGCUAUCAUCGAGGAGGUCACGGACCCGAUCCAGGCCUGCACGGUCUACUUCGAGAAGGCGCCGGCGACGUCGCGGAAGGCGCUCUACGCCUCCGCCCUCCAGUGGUUAGCGCGCUGCGCGUACGCCAUGCUGAACCGCCUCGGCCGGCAAACUGGGUCGUCCUUAAAGCGCGAGGAGUUCGACAUGGCCGUCGCGGCCAUCACGCGGCAGAUCUGCGGCUCGCGCCGCCAGGUCAUGCCGCGCGCCUUCCCCGACCUCCACUCGCGCUCCACGAUGACUCUCGUCGCCCUCGUCAACACGACGCAGUCGGGCGACACGAUGCUGCCCGUCCUGGUGGCCUUCACGGUCGAGACGUCCCGCGGCGAGCUGUGCACGAUGUACAACCAAUUCCGCUACGACGUCCACCGGUCCAUGCUGUACUGCCUGGCUGAGCACCUGGGGUUCGGCUUCGCCUCCCAAAACCACUUCGACGUCGUGGCGUCGAACCUCGGCAAGCGAUACCAAGCGGGACUCCGGCGUGGUUUGGUCAACGAAGGCUGUUAUUGGGGCUUCGAGGACGACAAGUCCAAUUUCGCGGUCUGGUACGGGAUACCAUACGCCAUCGUGGUAGGCGCGCCGGCGGACAUCGUCGCCCAGCUCAGCUCACCCCGCCACACCAAGGGCAUCCACCAGCUCCACGACCUCACCGACCGCUCCACGGUCUCUCUCAUCCUCGACGCCGCGAAGCGGGGCUCGCCGUGCUCCGCGCUCGAGAUGCUCCGCCUCUUGCGCGACCCGCGCGCGUACGCGACCGUAAAGGUGUAG